AGAGGGUUUUUUCCCCCCCUUUUUUUAUCCUUUUUUUUUUUUUUUUUUUUUUUUUUUCCCUCGGCUCUGACUCGGUUUGAUUUUAUCUGAUUGGUGAUUAUUAUUACUAUUAUUUUUUCCCUCCCCGGCGGUUCCUGUCAUUGCUACAUGACUUGCCAGCGCUUGAGACUGCGGUCCAACUGCGCUGCCGCCGCCGCCGGUGGUGCCGCUGCCACCGCCGCCGCCUCGGCCACCGCCGCCUCGGCCGCCGCCGCCUCCGCCCCGCGCGCUGCUUCUUCGGCCGCUGCAACUUUCCCCCUCAGACUAGUGUGUGAUGUUGGACAUGGGAGAUAGGAAGGAAGUGAAAAUGCUGCCGAAAUCCUCCUUUAGCAUAAACAGCCUGGUGCCCGAAGCCGUCCAGAGCGACAACAACCACAGCAGCCACAGCCACCACAACAGCCACCACCCCCACCACCAUCACCACCACCAUCACCACCACCACCACCCGCCGCCGCAGCAGCCCCAACGAGCCGCCGCGGCCGAGGAGGAGGACGAGGAGAAGGGCCAGCUCCUCCUGCCGCCCCCCGCCGCCGCCGCCGCCUCCGGCGCCCUGGAGGUGGCCAAGGCGGACAUGCUGGCGGGCAAAGGCGACGCGGGCGCGGCGUCGGCGGCUGCGACGGAGCUAGAGGAGAAGGAGAAGGCAGCGGAGGAGAAGAAGGGGGCGACGGAGGGGGCCAAGGAGGGGGAGAGCGGGAAGGAAGGGGAGAAGAAGAACGGCAAGUACGAGAAGCCGCCGUUCAGCUACAACGCGCUUAUCAUGAUGGCCAUCCGGCAGAGCCCCGAGAAGCGCCUCACGCUCAAUGGCAUCUACGAGUUCAUCAUGAAGAACUUCCCCUACUACCGGGAGAACAAGCAGGGAUGGCAGAACUCCAUCCGCCACAACCUCUCCCUCAAUAAGUGCUUCGUCAAGGUGCCCCGCCACUACGACGACCCGGGCAAAGGGAACUACUGGAUGUUGGACCCCUCUAGCGACGACGUCUUCAUCGGGGGCACCACCGGCAAGCUCCGCCGGCGCUCAACCACCUCGCGGGCCAAGCUGGCCUUCAAGCGGGGCGCCCGGCUCACCUCCACCGGACUGACAUUCAUGGAUAGGGCAGGAUCGUUGUACUGGCCUAUGUCCCCCUUCCUCUCCCUGCACCACCCCCGGGCCAGCAGCACUUUGAGUUACAAUGGGACCACGUCCGCCUACCCCAGCCACCCCAUGCCCUACAGCUCAGUGUUGACUCAAAACUCCUUGGGAAACAACCACUCCUUUUCCACGUCUAAUGGGUUAAGUGUUGAUAGACUAGUCAAUGGAGAGAUACCUUAUGCCACUCAUCACCUCACAGCAGCAGCUCUGGCCGCCUCAGUGCCGUGUGGCUUGUCAGUUCCUUGCUCCGGCACCUAUUCCCUAAAUCCCUGCUCUGUAAACCUCCUAGCAGGACAGACGAGUUACUUUUUCCCCCAUGUUCCUCACCCUUCAAUGACUUCUCAAAGCAGCACUUCAAUGACGGCCAGGGCAGCCUCCUCCUCUACGUCGCCACAGGCGCCCUCCACUCUCCCCUGUGAGUCCUUAAGACCUUCUUUGCCAAGUUUUACAACGGGACUUUCCGGAGGACUUUCUGAUUAUUUCACACAUCAAAAUCAGGGGUCUUCUUCAAACCCUUUAAUACAUUAACAUCCAUGGGAUCAGACUGUAAGUGAACAUUUUACACACAUUUGCAUUGUAAAUGAUAAUUAAAAGGAAAACAAAACAAAACAAAACAAAAACAAAAAAGUCCAGGUAUUUUUUAUUAAGUCCCCCAUUUUUCUGUACGUUUGUUCAGUCUUUAGGGUUGUUUAUUAUUCCACCAAGAUAAGGAGUGUCAGCAAGGUGCAAUGUGGGGAGAUUACAUUGUAGACUAUGAAGUUUGGAAGACAAAAUUAUAGUAGAAUGUGUAUCUAAAUAGUGACUGCUUUUGCAAUUUUUUAUUCAAAUACGAUAAGUCUAUCACUAAAAGCCGCCAGAUUCUCCAUGUUUGCAGUAUUAUAAGUUAUCAUGGAUAUGUCGGUGGGUGCAGACCUUGAAAGAAAACAAAACCAGCAAAUCACUAAAUUUAUGAAAGCUAUAUUAAAAAAAAGAAACCGUAAUUUGUAUUUAAGCAAAAUUAAUACCGAAAGAUGCCCAAAACCUACAGUUUGGCCAUUUAUUUUUUUAAAUAAUUUUCUUUACAGAA
Dryobates pubescens (Downy woodpecker) is the source of this 2234-nucleotide messenger RNA. RefSeq names its product forkhead box G1 (gene FOXG1). The coding region runs from base 314 to 1696 and encodes 460 amino acids. Gene Ontology annotation, biological process: regulation of transcription by RNA polymerase II. The transcript has a single exon. The record is from RefSeq and is a predicted model, not a curated record. Gene Ontology annotation, molecular function: DNA-binding transcription factor activity; sequence-specific double-stranded DNA binding. Lineage: Eukaryota; Metazoa; Chordata; Aves; Piciformes; Picidae. Gene Ontology annotation, cellular component: nucleus.